This is a messenger RNA of Dromiciops gliroides (monito del monte), 2614 nucleotides long. It is a transcript of the gene KLHL22, whose product is annotated as kelch like family member 22. The transcript is spliced from 7 exons. Bases 150 to 2066 code for a protein of 638 amino acids. Gene Ontology annotation, molecular function: protein binding. Gene Ontology annotation, cellular component: mitotic spindle; cytosol; polar microtubule. The record is from RefSeq and is a predicted model, not a curated record. NCBI's taxonomy places the organism in Eukaryota, Metazoa, Chordata, Mammalia, Microbiotheria, Microbiotheriidae. Gene Ontology annotation, biological process: cell division; positive regulation of TORC1 signaling; protein monoubiquitination.
CCCGCCCCCGGAGGAGCAGAGGCGGCCGAGGUGACGGCGGCGUCUUCGCAGCUCGGGCUGAGGCGGCGGCUUCGGCCCCGGGGUGAGCGGAGGAGCGGGCCAGCGAAGGCGGGAGCGGAGCCGGAGCCGGAGCCGAGCGGCUGCUCGGGAUGGCAGAAGACCAGGAGCCCCCUCAGCUGGGUCAGGUGCCGCCAGAGCCCAUGGCUCAGCACUGCAACAGUAACACUUACCGGAGCGCCCAGCAUUCCCAGUCCCUGCUCAGUGGGCUGUUGGCUCUUCGAGACAGCGGGAUUCUCUUUGACGUGGUCUUGGUGGUGGAAGGCAAGCAGAUAGAAGCCCAUCGCAUCCUGCUGGCCGCGUCCUGUGACUACUUCCGAGGAAUGUUUGCAGGGGGGCUACGAGAGAUGGAGCAGGAAGAGGUCCUGAUACACGGCGUUUCCUACAAUGCCAUGUGCCAGAUUCUCAAUUUCAUUUACACGUCUGAGCUGGAACUCAGUCUGCACAAUGUCCAGGAGACCUUGGUGGCCGCCUGCCAGCUUCAGAUCCCAGAAAUCAUCCAUUUCUGCUGCGACUUCCUCAUGUCCUGGGUGGACGAGGAGAACAUCCUCGACGUGUACAAGCUGGCUGACCUCUUUGAGCUGGGCCGGCUGACGGAGCAGCUGGACUCGUACAUCCUCAAAAACUUUGUGGCCUUCUGCAGGACUGACAAGUACCGUCAGCUGCCCCUGGAGAAGGUCUACGCCCUGCUCAGCAGCGACCGGCUGGAGGUCAGCUGCGAGAAUGAGGUCUACGAGGGGGCCCUCCUGUACCACUACACCCAGGAGCAGAUCGAGACUGGCCAGGUGUCGCUGCUGGAGCCGCCCAAGCUGCUGGAGACCGUGCGCUUCCCGCUCAUGGAGCUGCCGCUCCUGCAGAGGCUCCACGAUAAGCUCAGCCCGUGCCCGCUGCGAGACACGGUGGGUGAUGCCCUGCGCUACCACCGCCACGAGAGCCUCCAGCCCAGCCUGCAGAGCCCCCACACAGCCCUGCGCUCCGAGUGCCACUGCGUGGUGGGCUUCGGGGGCAUGCACUCCACGCCGUCCACGGUCCUCAGUGACCAGGCCAAGUACCUGCACCCGACGCUGGGAGAGUGGAGGCACUUCACCGCCGCCUUGGCGCCCCGCAUGUCCAAUCAGGGUGUGGCCGUGCUGCACAACUUCGUCUAUUUGAUUGGUGGGGAUAACAAUGUCCGUGGAUUCCGUGCUGAGUCCAGGUGUUGGAGGUACGAUCCAAGGCACAACAGGUGGUUUCAGAUCCAGUCCCUGCAGCGAGAACACGCCGACCUCUGUGUGUGUGUCCUGGGCAAGUACAUCUACGCCGUGGCUGGGCGAGACUACCACGCAGACCUGAAGGAGGUGGAGCGUUAUGACCCCGAUACCAAUAGGUGGGACUACGUGGCACCCCUGAGUAGAGAGGUGUAUGCCCAUGCGGGGGCCACUCUGGACGGGAAGAUGUACAUCACCUGUGGCCGGCGAGGCGAGGACUACCUGAAGGAGCUGCAGUGCUACGACCCAGACGCCAACUGCUGGGAGGCACUGGCCAACAGCCCCAUCCGGCGUGCCUGGCAUGGCAUGGCCACCUUGCUGGGCAAACUAUACGUGAUCGGUGGCAGCAACAAUGACUCGGGUUACCGGAGAGACGUGCACCAGGUUGUGUAUUACAGUCCAAGCACCAGGCAAUGGACGGCAGUCUGCCCACUCCCUGCUGGGCAUGGUGAGCCAGGCAUUGCUGUCCUUGACAAUAAGAUCUAUGUUCUGGGGGGCCGCUCCCACAACCGAGGCAGCCGCAUGAGCUACGUCCAUAUCUAUGAUGUGGAGAAGGACUGCUGGGAUGACGGGCCUCAGCUGGAGAAUGCCAUCUCGGGCCUGGCGGCCUGCGUGCUCACUCUGCCCCGAUCGCUGCUUACAGACCCUGCCCGGCGAACCCCUGACUGGCACCCAGACCGGGGGCAGCGGGACCUUGACCUGGGCUCCGAGGUCAUGAGUGUGUCUGACUGGGAGGAGUUUGAUAAUUCCAGUGAAGACUGAGCCUUGGCAGGCGGCCCCUCUUGUUUUUAGAGGGAAGGAUGGCAGGGUCCUCGAGGGUGCAGAAACCUCAGAUAGACUUAGCCAUUGAGAAAUGAAUGCUUCACCUCGUCCCUGCCCCUCUGAAGAGUUGGGAGGCUGGCAAAAGGCCUCUCAAUCUCUUUGUCGUCAUUGACCACGUGCGACUCAGAACUCACCCCAGGAGCUAUUUGAGCAAAGAAACUUGGCCUGGCUGACAAGAUGUGCAAACAAAGGACCCUUAAACCUUUGUAGAUCUCCCCCUCCUUCAGCUGUCAGUAUCCUGGGCACCCUGCUGGCCUUGGGCUCGGUCAUGUUGUCCAGGUUCCUUGGGGAAGGAACCCUCCUCCUCCAGAGCCCCCAAAGCAGAGGCUUCUGGGAGCAGGGUAUGCAGCUGACUGCUGGAGCAGGAAGCAGCCAGAUGGGGGAGACCUUGGCCUUGUGAGGACAGGCCCCCAAGGGCCAGAAGGAGCCUCAGCAGGCAGGAGGCUUAGAACCACUUGUGAAGAUGCAAAGGGCACCGAGUGCGAUUG